Messenger RNA from Sphaeroforma arctica JP610, 462 nucleotides. RefSeq lists its product as hypothetical. Gene Ontology annotation, cellular component: plasma membrane. Gene Ontology annotation, biological process: Ras protein signal transduction; positive regulation of GTPase activity. NCBI's taxonomy places the organism in Eukaryota, Ichthyosporea, Ichthyophonida. The record is from RefSeq and is a predicted model, not a curated record. The transcript is spliced from 4 exons. Bases 1 to 459 code for a protein of 152 amino acids. Gene Ontology annotation, molecular function: guanyl-nucleotide exchange factor activity.
AUGGCUCUGGUCGCAGGCUUCUCCAACGCAGCCAUAAAUAGAUUGCAUCACACGUGGGAGGGUAUCAACAGUUCACUCAAACACAAACUGACCACCAUGCGUGCCACCUUAGCACCCAACAACAACUCAGCUCAAUACCGCAAAACACUACACUUCAUCAGGACCGCGAAAAUCCCGUUCCUGGGCGUGCAUUUGACGGACCUGACUUUUAUUGACGAUGGCAACUCGGACAACCUAAAAGAAUACCCCGACUAUGUCAAUCUGGAGAAACUGCGUAAGACAUACAAGGUGAUCGUGGACAUCAUCAAGUGCCAAGAAAUUGCCUACACGGACCUUAAAUAUAACCAAGAGAUUAUGAACAUCCUAACGAGCUACAUAGACCCGUUGGACGAAGAGGAAGACUACGAACUUUCUCUUAAACUAGAGCCACGUGGUUCCACGGCAGACGAAAUCAAGUAGCCU